Molecule: messenger RNA, 2117 nt
Organism: Paraphaeosphaeria sporulosa
Lineage: Eukaryota; Fungi; Ascomycota; Dothideomycetes; Pleosporales; Didymosphaeriaceae
Product: ATP-binding cassette transporter-like protein
Exons: 5
Coding region: 162-2057 (631 amino acids)
Cellular component (GO): membrane
Molecular function (GO): ABC-type transporter activity; ATP binding; ATP hydrolysis activity
Source: RefSeq, a predicted model, not a curated record
GGGCGUAGCAUCUUAUGGCGAAGCCUGAGUUGGAAGCGAGUGCGUUCCUGAACCUAAUACUACAAUUGGUCGCGGCUGAUAAUUUUUAUUGUCCAUUAUUUUACCACGAUAGUCGCUCUUGAUUGUUCUCUUCAUACUGUCCUGGUUUACUCUAUUGCGAUAUGGCUACCUCCUGUCAUUCCACUGUUGUCGACAUCGAGAAACAUGCCCACACCGACCACACUCGUCUGAGCAAUGAAUCGGUGCACAGCUUCAGUUGGAGCGACAUUGCUGUGACGGUGAAAGAUCGCCACACAAAGCAGCCGUUGGAGAUCUUAUCGGAUGUUCGUGGCCUCAUCCAGGCUGGCGAGAUGCUGGCUCUGAUGGGCCCAAGUGGGUCCGGAAAGACGACUCUCCUCAACGUCCUAGCAUCUCGUGAAGCAACCAUCGGCGCCUCAGUAUCCGGGCUAACGUACGUCAAUGGCGCACAAUCGAAUUCAAAGGACUUUCGCAAGCUGUCUUGCUUCGUCGAGCAGGAGGAUGCACUCGUGGGAUCGCUUACCGUUCAGGAGACUCUGAGCUUUGCGGCCCGGCUCGCCCUUCCUAGAUCUGUAUCGAAAGCGGAACGAAUAACAAGUAUCAACGCUCUGCUCGAGUCGUUCGGUUUACGCGAGCAGGCUGACGCUCUUAUUGGCACACCCAUUCGCAAAGGUGUGUCGGGUGGACAGAAGCGCCGCGUCAGCGUUGCCAGUCAUAUGAUCACCAGUCCAAAGAUCCUUUUCCUAGAUGAGCCAACCAGCGGGCUUGACUCGGCUGCUAGUUACGAAGUGAUGAACUUCGUGCGCGCUACUGCCAGGAAAUACAAUAUUCUGGUCAUCGCUUCCAUUCACCAGCCGUCCACGACCACCUUUGAGUUGUUCGAUCAAUUAUUGCUACUAUCGCGCGGUAAGGCGGUAUACAAUGGUCCGGUCGCAGGCAUCCAAGACUACUUCACAAGCAUCGGCUAUGAAAUGCCUACCUAUAUCAACCCUGCCGAGUACAUCAUCCAACUAGUCAACAUCGAUUUCUCUCAGAACCAAGCAGAAGCAGUUGAAAGGCUCACCCGGCUCCAUUUAUCAUGGAAGAAUUCUCCGCAAGCCGCAAGCCUCCAAGCUCGCCUUGAGGAUGAUCGUCGAUCUGGGGCAGGCCUCACUCUCGACCACGCCUACCUUUCCGCCAACCCCUACUCGGUUCCUAUCACACUCAUGCACCGGUCCUUCAUCAAGUCCUACCGUGAUGUCGUCGCAUACGGCAUUCGCAUAGCCAUGUAUGGCUGUCUCGCCAUCCUCAUGGGCACUGUGUGGUUGCGCCUGUCCCCAACCCAAAAUAACAUUACGGCCUUCACCAAUGCCAUUUUCUUCGGCGGAGCCUUCAUGUCGUUCAUGGCCGUAGCCUACAUCCCCGCCUACCUCGAGGACCUCUCUCUGUACACCAAAGAGCGACUCAACGGCCUCUACGGUCCUACGGCCUUUAUGUUAGCUAACUUCCUUGUUGGCAUUCCGUAUCUGUUCAUCAUCACGCUGCUCUUCUCUGUGAUCGCAUACUGGCUGGGUAACUUCCGCCCCGGCGCCGACGCCUUCUGGACCUGGGUCAUGUGGCUGUUCCUCGACCUGCUCGCCGCCGAGUCCCUCGUCGUGCUUCUAUCGAGCCUGAUCCCCAUUUUCGUCGUCGCCCUCGCGGCAACGGCUUUCGCGAACGGCCUGUGGAUGUGCGUCAAUGGUUUCAUGGUCGAGCCGCAGACGCUCAAUGUGUUCUGGAGGUACGUGUUCCACUACAUCGACUAUCAGGCGUAUGUGUUCCGUGGGAUGAUGGUGAACGAGUUCGGCAAGAGGAACUAUGCAUGUGAUUUUGUUGAAGGCGUGUGUCAGUGCAUGUACCCGAGCAAGCUACAAGAUCAGUGCAUGGUUGAGGGCACAGCGGUGUUGGAGCGCUAUGCAUUCAACACUGAGAACACGGGCAAGUACGUUGGGUAUAUGCUGGUCAUAAUCCUUGGAUACAGAUUGCUAGGAUGGGUGGUGUUAUAUGCGAGGAAGCACUGAGCCUUCUGCUGGAAUAGUAAAUAGCGCAAUUAACCCUUCGUGUACACAUAGUAUCUUGUA